Molecule: messenger RNA, 2983 nt
Organism: Anneissia japonica
Lineage: Eukaryota; Metazoa; Echinodermata; Crinoidea; Comatulida; Comatulidae
Product: programmed cell death protein 4-like
Exons: 10
Coding region: 198-1562 (454 amino acids)
Biological process (GO): negative regulation of DNA-templated transcription
Cellular component (GO): cytosol; nucleus
Source: RefSeq, a predicted model, not a curated record
GUGGUUAAAACCAAAACAACAUUGGGGCUCUGUGUGUUUGCACGUUGUUGAGGCCAGCACAUUUUCCAGAAUAUAAAACCUGUCCUUAUCCUUGAAUGUCCGAUAUUGGACAAGUUUCUCUUAAAACAAGGAUAGUUUAUUUGGUGUAUAUUCGCAUUUUGAAAGCUUGGAAGGUCUGCUGAGCCGAACCAGGAGACAUGGAAGGGUCAGUUGUUCUGCAAAAUGGAAUUGAAAAUGGCGUGAACGGAUUGGAGAAGGGCCAAGAGAUGGACAUGUCGAACAACAACAAACUUACCAACAAUGAACUAAUCCCUUCUGAGUCUCCUGUUCAGGCCAGAGUGACUCGCAAAGCCAAGAGAAGAGUGAAGCAUAGUCCGCAAAAGGAUGCAGUGGCAAGUGUUGGCCUAGACAGCCUUGUGAAGGAGAAAAACUGUAGAAAAUCACGAAGUGGUAGAGGUCGUGGCCUACCAAAGAAAGGAGGUGCGGGAGGCAAAGGAACGUGGGGAAAAGAGUGCGAUGUUUACGAAGAGAAUGACGCAGACUGCCAAGAUUCCAAUGAUCCUAACUACGAUUCCGACGCUCAGCCUGGAUACAGACUAAAGGCAAUUAUUCCCACCCUGACUGAAGAUGAAUUUGAAGUAACUGUCACUCCAAUUAUGCAAGAGUACUUUGAGCAUGGUGACACUGAAGAAGUUAUUGCUUGCCUUGAAGAACUGAACAUCAACGAUAACCACCACAACGUUCCUGCUCUGGCUGUCACACUUGCACUGGAGAAAAAAGCCAUGCAUAAGGAGAUGACCUCAGCUCUUAUCUCAGACCUCUUUGGAAAGAAGGUCAUUUCCAUGGAUCACCUCAAGAUGGGAUUUCUGAGAUUGCUAGAAAGCCUCAAUGACCUAACGUUGGACACACCAGGAGCCCCUGAGAUGAUUGGACAGUUUAUCGCACGGGCUAUUGCGGAUGACUGCCUCCCGCCACGUUUUAUUCAGGACUUCAAGGGCAAAGUUCACUCAGAUCUUAUGAGAGAAUCACUGGAUAAAGCAGAUAACUUGUUGAAUCGUAAGCAUGGACUGUGCCGACUGGAUGACGUGUGGGGAGUAGGCGGUGGACGAAGGCCAACUAAAAUUCUAAUCAAGAGGAUUGUUCUGUUAUUGAAGGAGUACUUGUCUUCAGGUGACAUUGAGGAAGCGAUUCAUUGUCUUCGGGAUCUGGAGGUGCCUCACUUUCACCAUGAGGUGGUAUAUGAAUCCACUAUCAUGGUCAUUGAGCACCUUGAAGAUCCUGGCCACACAAUUGCUAAUAAGAUGUCAAAACUUAUGAAAGUCAUGUAUGAUUCUGGGGUCAUCACUGUAGACCAAUUAAACACUGGGUUCCAGCGUGUGUAUGCUCUGAUGCCUGACUUGGUCCUAGAUGUUCCACAUGCCUACACCAACCUGGAAGCAUAUGCAGCUAUAUGCGAGAAGGAAAAUGUAUUUACAAGAAUUCUCAGGAGCCAACUUCCGAGCAGGGUUCGCAAGAGGUUUGUAUCGGAGGGAGAUGGUGGUCGUUUCAAGGAGACGUCCUAAGGUGUUACUACGAUAGAGGGCGCUGUAGAGACCAGUAGGUGGAUGCAAUUCUUUGCAUUGUCACACCAGGUCUAUACCAAGAUUUCAAUUAAUUGUAGUGGUUUUGUUCGGAAUAGAUUUCAAUUCAGUAUUCUUUUAAGAGAUAAAAAUUGUCUGUAUUAAGAUUACUUUAAGCAAUUUUAACCUUACAUUGUGCAUUAAUAUUGAGACCUGGUGAAAAUAAAUGAAUUAUGAUUUUGAAAAACAAAUUUGUGUUUGGAAGAUGUAAAUGAUACUUAGGAUAUGUGAUACAACACAUUAUUACUAGAACAGUUUUACACAUGUUAGCUUCCAUUAUCAAGAAGUGUUAUUAUUAAAUGAGUGUAAUUAUCAAAUUAUUAAUAAGUGUACCAUGGUGUUUUAAGGAUUUCAUACUUUUCGUGCCAGGUACUUAUAGUGGAAUCAUUAUCAAAAUAGGAUUAAAAAAUGUUGAUGUCUAAAAUAUGCUAAUUUUAUGAAUUGAUAUAAAAAAUUGAGAUAGUCUUAAAUGGAACAGGGGUUUUUUGGUGGCAUCUGAUUUUGUUUGCACCAUUUAAAUAUUAAGCUAACAUAUUAUAUAAGUUGCUUUGAAUUUUGGAAGUCCACUUACUGUAGCUUCCCUCAUUCAGUUAUUUGUUUUGUUAAAGGCCAAGUACCUUUUUAUUUCUGUGCCUGUAGAUUAUCCCAGGCAUUUUAUUCCCAUAGAUAGUAAGAACAAAUGUCCAUGAUAACUUCCUUUGUGCAAGUGCUUAAAGUGGGUGAACCUCAUGAUUUUGCCUAGAUAAAAACUUAUUUUCUUAUUUGCUGUGAUUUUAAUUGGUAUAUGUACAACAGAAACAUGAGGGGGUAAUAUUUAACCAACCAGAAAUCAAACAAUUUAGUUCAGUAUUCUGGAGAACUUUUUCUACAAUAGUAAAUGAACGCAAAUUCUAGUUUUGAAGUUCUAUAUUUUUGUUUUUUGUAAGAGAUGUUUGAGAACAAUAGAAAUAAAAGGAUGUUUCAUGAUAUUUUUAAGUAAAAAUAUGUAAAGAAGUUCAUUUCCUUAUUCUUAGUCUAAGCCAUUGUAAUUAUUUAGCAGGAAACUAGACAGUUUGGCAACUUGAUAAGAGAACCUUGAUUUUAAUGAUUGCUAGCGCCCUCUAUUGAAUUAAUCUAGCAACAAAUCGUUAGUGAAUUUGAAUACUUUGUUUUGUUAUUAUCCCAUGUAAAACUAUGAUAAUAUUGCACAUUAGUACAUUUAGUUUUAACCUUUGGCCUUUUGAAGAAUAUUCAAUGUAUGGAGGAUGAGUUUAAAAAGAAAACAGAAGGAAUGCUUGGACAACUACAUUAUAGAGUUUAAGGUUUGUGUACACAACAUGUAAAAAAAAAAAACUUUUGAGAAAUAACAAACAAAAAAAUUGAAA